UCUGCGAGUUCGUUCAUUCAUCGACUUUGUGACUUCGUUUUUCUGUAGUUCCAGUUUUCUCUUUCGGUCUCGUGCCAUGCCGUCCUCGUAUAGAGCAAUUAUAAUAUUAUUUGUAGUGAUCGCGGUUCACGCUGCUACACUUUUCGAAAGGAAACCUACCUGUAAUUGCAUUUAUUGCGAUGACGAGGUAGAGAACAGUAUGAAGGAGGCAAAUAAGAACUCGACGUCGGCGUCGCAAUUGUACAAAGAGGACAGCGACGGCGAUGGCAAUCCAAUAAUUUGCGCUCGAGAUCGCGAUUUCAAUGAUCGCACAUUCUGGAGCGUUUGUCAUAUGUUGUGUUACAAUCGCUGUCUGUUAUUACGACAUUCGACUGUCACUGUAAACGGCGAGAAGAAAUAUGUCGCGAUGGCAUACAGAAAUAAUUAUUACAAACUGCGAGAGGGCAAAUGUUGAAGGACUUGCUGCGCUUUAUAAAUUCCUGGGAUCCUGCUGUGACAUCGUGAUGUCAGCUGGAAGGGAGUAGUACGAGGUUAGUAAAUACAUUGCAAUUUAGUGAGCACUGUUAUGUAAACAAUGUUGUAAUUGA
This is a messenger RNA of Eufriesea mexicana, 587 nucleotides long. RefSeq lists its product as uncharacterized. The transcript is spliced from 3 exons. The record is from RefSeq and is a predicted model, not a curated record. Lineage: Eukaryota; Metazoa; Arthropoda; Insecta; Hymenoptera; Apidae. Bases 77 to 454 code for a protein of 125 amino acids.